Euleptes europaea (tarantolino) is the source of this 2679-nucleotide messenger RNA. RefSeq names its product RB transcriptional corepressor 1 (gene RB1). Bases 1 to 2673 code for a protein of 890 amino acids. Gene Ontology annotation, biological process: negative regulation of G1/S transition of mitotic cell cycle; cell differentiation; regulation of transcription by RNA polymerase II. NCBI's taxonomy places the organism in Eukaryota, Metazoa, Chordata, Lepidosauria, Squamata, Sphaerodactylidae. The record is from RefSeq and is a predicted model, not a curated record. Gene Ontology annotation, molecular function: RNA polymerase II transcription regulatory region sequence-specific DNA binding. Gene Ontology annotation, cellular component: Rb-E2F complex; chromatin; nucleus. The transcript is spliced from 27 exons.
AUGGCGCCCACCCGCGCCCUGAGGAAAGCCGAGGCCGCCCCGGCCAGCCAGAGCGGCUGCCCGGCUCCCGCCGACGCGGCCCCUUCGCCGCCGGCCCCUGACAGGCUACCAUUUGCCGAGAAGGACUUUGUUGCCGUGUGUUGUGCUUUACGGGUAACGGACAGCGAAGGUCUUAAAAAAGACUUGUGGGGGAUCUGUAUCUUCACUGCAGCAGCUGACUUGGAUGAGAUCACAUUCACUUUUACAGAACUUCUGAAAUGUCUGAGCAUUAGCAUGUGUAAAUUUGUUCUUCUGUUCGAAGGAAUGGAGGACAGCACAGACACAGUUAGUACUAAAGUGCGUAGUAUUGUAUUACGCCAGAAGAAGAAAUAUGAUGUAUUGUUUGCACUAUACCAGAAAUUUGAAAGGACUUGGAGACAGAUCUAUGUUGACCAGCCUAGUGAUCAAAAUUGCUCCGAACUAAGUUCUUCAUUAGUUCUGAAAUUAUGCUGGAUCCUGUUUCUUUUGGCAAAAGGGAAAGUGUUACAGAUGGAAGACGAUCUGGUUAUCUCCUUCCAGCUAUUGCUUUGUGUUCUCGAUUAUGUUAUCAAGCUGUUGCCUCCUGCAGUACUCAAGGAACCAUACAAAUCUACUGUGAGUGCCUUGUCUGCUAACGGCUCCACGCGAACUCCUCGACGCCAGAACAGAAGUAUACGUGCAAAACAAACUGAUACAGAUAUAAAGGUUAUUGAGGAACUUUGCAAAGAACAUGAUUGUAAUUUGGAUGAGGUGAAAAAUGUUUACUUCACUAGUUUUAUUCCAUUCCUAAAUUCUGUGGGUAUCACAGCUUCCAGUGGACUUCCAGAGGUUGAGAGUAUAUCAAGCAAAUAUGAAGAAAUGUAUCUGAGAAACAAGGAUAUCGACGCCAGAUUGUUUCUGGAGAAUGAUGAAACUUUACAGAAUCACACGGAAUGUUUGCAGUUGGAGAGAACACCAACAAAAAAUAACCUAGAUGAAGAUCCUCCAGGUGUACUUCCACAGACCCCUGUCCGGGCUGCCAUGAAUACCAUCCAGCAGUUAAUGAUGAUUUUAAACUCUGCAAGUGACGAACCGUCAGACAACCUUGUCUCCUAUUUUAAUAACUGCACCACAAAUCCUAUGCAAGACAUAUUGGGAAGAGUGGAAAAUCUUGGUUGUGUCUUCAGGCAGAAAUUUGCUGAAGCAGUUGGCCAAGGAUGUAUUGAAAUUGGAUCACAGAGGUACAGACUUGGAGUACGGUUAUACUACAGAGUGAUGGAAUCUAUCUUAAAAUCGGAAGAAAAACGACUGUCAAUUCACAAUUUCAGCAAACUUUUGAACAACAACAUCUUCCACCUCUCUUUGCUGGCCUGUGCUCUUGAGGUUGUCAUGGCUACAUAUGGCACCCCAAGGAAUGCUUCCCAAAAUGACCACACGAUUAUGGAAACGGACCUGUCUUUCCCGUGGAUUAUCAACAUACUCGACUUAAAAGCCUUCGACUUGUACAAGGUUAUCGAAAGCUUCAUUAAAGCAGAGCCCAGCCUCACAAGAGAAAUGAUAAAACACCUAGAAUGCUGUGAGCACCGUAUUAUGGAGUCCCUUGCUUGGCAGUCAGAUUCACCGCUGUUUGAACUUAUACAACAGUCAAGGGAGCGAGACGGACAGGCUGAUCAACUUGAACCUGCCGGCUGCCUUGCCCCGCCUCCACAGCAUAACCACACUUCCGCAGACUUAUAUCUCUCCCCAGGUUCAGCAUACUCCGCCGUAAUUCCGGAUAUUCAGCCAGCAUUGGUAAAUCAGCCCCAGAGACCACAGAAGUCUACUUUCCUCUCGCUUUUUUACAAAAAAGUGUACUGCCUGGCCUAUAUACGAUUGAAUAACUUAGCUUCACGUCUUCUCCCUGACCACCCGGACCUAAUACAGUUGAUCUGGACGCUUUUUCAUCAUACACUGCAAAAUGAAUAUGAACUUAUGAAAGACAGGCACUUAGACCAGAUUAUGAUGUGUUCAAUGUAUGGCAUAUGUAAGGUGAAGAACAUCGACCUCACAUUUAAAACCAUUGUGACGGCAUACAAGGAACUCCCCAAUACAAACCAAGAGACUUUCAAGUGUGUUUUGAUCAGGGAAGGACAAUACGACUCCAUCAUAGUCUUCUACAACUUGGUGUUCAUGCAAAGACUGAAAACUAACAUUUUGCAGUAUGCUUCCAACAGACCUCCAACAUUAUCACCGAUACCACACAUUCCUCAGAGCCCUUACAAGUCUAAUUCUCCUUUACGCGUCCCUGCGGGGAACAACAUCUACAUCUCGCCUUUGAAAAGUCCCUCCAAAUUCUCCGAAAGGCUGUUGUCUCCCAACAAAAUGACACCGGGAUCAAGGAUCUUGGUGUCAAUAGGUGAAUCCUUUGGGACUGCCGAAAAGUUUCAGAAGAUAAACCAGAUGAUGUGCAACAGCGAUCGCCACCUGAAACGCGGGGCGGAAACAAGCACCAUGCCCAAGCCUCUGAAGAGGCUGCGCUUUGACAUGGAAGGGCAGGAUGAAGCGGACGGCAGGGAACACCUCUCGGGAGAGUCCAUGUUCCAGCAGAAGCUUGCAGAAAUGACAUCCACUCGAACCAGGAUACAAAAUCAGAAGCUGAAUGAUGGAGCUGACAUUUCCAGCCCUGAUCAAAAGUGAAAUUCC